Messenger RNA from Acanthosepion pharaonis, 1341 nucleotides. NCBI's taxonomy places the organism in Eukaryota, Metazoa, Mollusca, Cephalopoda, Sepiida, Sepiidae. The record is from the annotation of a GenBank genome assembly.
AUGUUUUUUCUUUCAUUCUUUCUUCUUUUUCUUAAUAUUCUAAUCUCUCUCUCUCUCUCUCUCUCUCUCUCUCUCUCUCUCUCUCCUCCUCCUCCUCUUCUCCUUAUUCGACUUGCUCUCUUUAUGGUCUUACUUCCCCACUCUCUCAUUCACAACCUUACUCUCAAUUUGCUUAGAAAUGAUGAUCCUGUUAUAUAUUCUAUAUUGAUUUUCUGUUUUCUUUCUCCUCCACAGGGAGUCCACCUAGAGGAUUCUUCCUCAGGCUCUCGAGGCUGGACAGAAAACGAUUUGGAAUACUUCAUCAAGCAACUAACCAACCCACAGCUAUACACCAACAAAACCACAUCGACUUCAUCCAGCUGGUCGACAUCAUCUCACCAUCAACAGGUCACUACACACACCACUUCAACAUUUCACUCAGCCGACAGUCUAUCAACAGAUGUGCACGAAAAGUGUCACAUUGGUUCCCCUUCAAACUUGCGCAGUCGGAUAGUGGCCCCUUAUGAUAGUCAGCUAGGAUCAGACGGCUGCUUGUGUCACGAAAAGACGAAAAAAAGCAAAAGUCGGACGUUCAUCAAAACCAGCAAAGAGCACAAAACACGCAGCUCUAAUUACGAGGAUUCAGUUGAGAUCUCUGUGGACUCUGUUCUGGACGAGGGCUUCUCGUCAUCGAACCGGCCACAUUCUUGUCAGAACGUCGUCUAUACGACUAGCACCGCCACUUCCAACAUCACGUCUUGUACAGGGUCAGGGUACUGUGCCCAUUUCGCCGACUCUUGUUCGGAUGACCCGGAUUCAUCCGACAGUCCGCACCAGCAGGUUUCCAAAAGGGACAAGUGUGCUGAUGGGUGUAAAAAAGAACAUAAACGGCAUUUCUUCCAUCGGAUGAUACCACGGCCUCUGAGGAGGAGUCACAGUUGUGGGACGGCAAAGGAUCUAGCAACAACAGUAAAAUCCAAAACGACCGAAAUUGAAUUGUCUGAUAAAGUGUCUCAAAGCAAAUCUUCUUCAAUACGCAAGACGUCUUCCUUUGAUGCAAGGACGUUAUAUCUGCCUGACGACCUGGAUGGGACAUCCUCUUCAAAACCCAAAUCUCGGAACUUGGCCUGGAACGUCAAACGCAAACUGCACUUUUUACGAAGACACCACACUGACUCUUCUCUCCCAGAGAGAUUCCCCAAAGUCAACAUGGUGAAUGCAGCAAAAUGGGGGAAAUCUUUUGAUGCUUUAAUCAGGGAUAAAGAUUUGCAUUUUUCAUAUUCUCUGCAUUUCCUACACAUUCAUCAGUGCAAUUUUUUUUUCUCCCUUCCUCCGACUACGGAAACGUCCCCGCCCCAAUAA